Saccharomycodes ludwigii is the source of this 828-nucleotide messenger RNA. RefSeq names its product ribose-5-phosphate isomerase RKI1 (gene RKI1). NCBI's taxonomy places the organism in Eukaryota, Fungi, Ascomycota, Saccharomycetes, Saccharomycodales, Saccharomycodaceae. The transcript has a single exon. Gene Ontology annotation, molecular function: ribose-5-phosphate isomerase activity. Gene Ontology annotation, cellular component: intracellular membrane-bounded organelle. The record is from RefSeq and is a predicted model, not a curated record. Gene Ontology annotation, biological process: D-ribose metabolic process; pentose-phosphate shunt, non-oxidative branch. The coding region runs from base 1 to 828 and encodes 275 amino acids.
AUGUCAAUAGAGCUUAUCAAAUCCUGUUUAAAUCAUAUCGAAAAUUUACCAAAAUUGGCUGAUCCUUUAGAAUCAUCUAAACGUUUAGCUUCAUAUACAGCAGUGGAUACCCAUUUUUUACCCCUUUUAUCAAAACAAAGAGAUCUAGUUGUUGGUGUAGGAAGUGGAACCACAGUAGUUUAUGUUGCUGAAAGGUUGGGUGAGAUAAAAGCCAAAAUAAAUCGUAGUCUGUCCCAAUAUGAAAUUAUUUGUAUACCUACUGGGUUUCAAUCUAAGCAAUUAAUAUUAGAUAAUAAUUUGAGACUAGGAAAUAUUGAGGAAUAUCCUAAAAUCGACAUUGUAUUUGAUGGUGCUGACGAAAGUGAUCCAAAAUUAAAUUUAAUCAAAGGUGGUGGAGCAUGUUUAUUUCAAGAAAAAUUAAUUAGUAGAAGUGCUUCAGUUUUUAUUGUUGUUGCUGAUUACAGGAAACAAGUGGAAAAUAUCGGGUCCAAAUGGAGUGUACCAAUUGAGGUUGUCCCAUCAUCCUAUGUUUAUGUGACAAAUCAAUUAAAAAUAAAAUUUGGUCAUAUCCUGCAAAAAUGCAGCGUCAGACAAGGUGGGAAAGCCAAAGCCGGUCCUGUUGUCACUGAUAAUGGUAAUUUUAUAAUUGAUGUUAACUUUGGUAAAAUAACAAAACCAACUGAACUACACGAAGAAUUAAUUAAGAUUGUUGGAAUUGUUGAAACCGGCAUUUUUCCUAAUGUUAAUUGUGAAGCGGCAUACUUUGGUCACUCAGAUGGUACCGUUGUUUCUAUAAAGAUUGAACCUACGGCUGUGUUCUCACAAUGA